GUACUGAGCCAGAAAACAGCAACAUGCCUGGUUCAGCAACUGCUGUCCGUCAAGAGAGACUGAAGAAGGCAAGCGUAAGGCCAAAUACACCUGUUUUGUUCACCAUUAAUGAGGAGGAUGAGCAGCGAAAGAGCAGCCGUUCCCAACGCUCAAAAGUAUCUGAAAGUUCUAAAGUGCAAGACAAAACAUCUGCUUCAUCCAACCGCGCUUUCUCUGUUGCUGUUGGGAAGAACGCUAACAAUACUGGAGCUAAGCCAGACUCUGCACCAGUACUGAAAGUUGAUGAAAGACAGCGACUUGCGCGAGAAAGGAGAGAAGAACGGGAAAAAUUUUUAGUGGCAAGAGAGGUUGCAUGGUUGGAAAAAGAAGAGAGAGCAAGGCAAUAUUAUGAAAAGCAUCUGGAAGAGCGCAAAAAGAAAUUAGAAGAGCAGAGGUUAAAAGAAGAGAGAAGACGAGCUGCAGUUGAGGAGAAACGAAAACAGAGACUAGAAGAGGACAAGGAGCGACAUGAAGCUGUUGUGCGCCGCACAAUCGAAAGGAGCCAGAAAGUGAAACUGAAGCAGAAUAGGUGGUCCUGGGGAGGUGCACUUCAUAGCAGCAGCAGCAUUAAUAACACAGGUUAUUUUGUUGAAUCAUCAUUCACCUUUCUCGAUUUAGCAGGCUUGGAGUACCACUUCAGACCUCUGGGUGGUGCUAAAAAACCCGAUCCAGACAGGCGAUCUGUUUCAACAAUGAACCUUUCGAAACAUGUUGAUCCAGUCAUUAACAAGCGGCUCUCCUCCUCAUCUGCAACAUUACUAAAUUCUCCAGACAGAGCUCGACGGCUGCAGCUCAGUCCAUGGGAGAACAGCAUCGUGAGCAGACUCCUGACGCCAACACAUUCCUUCUUGGCCAGGAGUAAAAGUGCAGCAACCUUGGCAGGAGAUGCAGCAUCCUGCAGCCCCAUCAGCCCUCUGUCCUUCAAAGCUGUAAGUUGUCGAAAUCCAGCAGACAGAGCAAAACCUUUUGGUGCAACAUUUGAUGUUGGACGUAGGAGGACUACACAGUCAGCAGGGACCAUCAGAAAAGAAAAGGAGAGAGGCCUCUCACUGUCUAAUCCAGCUGGCAAAAAAAGAGCUCGUUCCCCUUCUACUUUUAGAAGUAAAUCAUCUGCUUGGCAUGCUUCCAGGUCUUUGCCUUUUUUGCCUGGAACACCCAAAAAAGUAACCACAACACCUGGAUCAUCCAGAAUCUCCUCUACUCAGCAACGACCUCCUUCUCCUGGCAACAUUCGACCUGUCAAAAAUGAGAAAAAAAAGGAAAAUGAGAAAAAAGAAAAAAAGCAGGAAUCCAGGAAGGCAGUUGAAGAAGAGAUGGGCGAUGGGAAGACAAUCCCAAAUUCCAGAGAGGCUGCAAAUGUAGAAGGACCUAGUAAACCAGAGACUGUACACAAUGCAGUCCCAGUUCUGUCCCCUCCUGCUUCAGCUGCCUCACCAACUCUUCUCUGCAGCAAGCCUUCUGCAGGGACAACAGACCCAGAAGAAGCAACCAGAGUGCUGGCUGAAAAAAGACGACUGGCCCGGGAACAACGAGAACGGGAAGAGCAAGAAAGAAGGGAAAGGGAAUCGAACGAAAGGCAAAAGAAGGAGGAGCUGGCGCAGAGGAUAGCUGAAGAGCGAGCUCGCCGAGAGGAAGAGGCUCAUAAGCAGGAGGCAGAGCGAAAGCAAAGAGGAGCCGAACUGGAUCAAGAGAAAGAAGAAGCGCUGCGCUGUCUGGCUGAAGAAAAAGAACAGAAAGAGAGGGAGGAAAUGGAACGGCUUCAGAAGCAGAAAGAAGAAGAAGCUCGAAUACGAGAAGAACGGAUCCGGUUAGAGCGUGAAAAACAUUUCCAAAGAGAAGAACAAGAGCGUUUAGAAAGGAAGAAGCGACUUGAAGAGAUUAUGAAAAGAACUAGACGGACAGAAGCUGCAGAGAAGAAGUCUAAUGAACAGCAAAAUGGGGAGAUAACAAAAGAUGCAGUGACCAGCCCUACAUCUCCCGUAAGCCCUGUGAUUGACUCUCAGGUUCAACAUGUACCAGAAUCUCCACGCAAUGGGGAAAUGAUAACCCACACACAUGUGCUCAUUUCACAUCAGCUCCCAGCAAAUGUAGACAGUAAUCUCAACCUAGGAAAACGUGCAAAUGAAAACGGAAUGUCUAUGCAGAAUGAAAACUUUGAAGAGAUCAUCAGUUUACCUAUGGGAACAAAACCAUCAAGAUUGGAUGCCCUGAACAAUGAUGAGAAUGACAGCUCUGAAAUUCCAUUGACUCCAAUUUUGGCCUUUGAAGAUAAGGGGACACUUGGGCCAUUGCCUCAGGUAGAUAACGUUCAAACACAUCAGACAGCAGAAGUUGUCUGAUUUCUGCUUUUGAAUUACCAAAGGCAAAGUAAUCAUCUCUGCAGCCAAUGGAGUUCCUUCCACGCCAUGAAGGAGUGUUAUAUUUUUUGCACUCUCGAGUUUUCUAAAGACUUCUUGACAACCGAACAACUUUUUUUUUAAAGGACCGUAGCAAAACCAGCAGCAGAAGAAUUUAUUGGGAAUAGACCUGGAUUAUCUUUCAAUCACAUAGAUUUCACCACUAGAAAAAUCAUAUUACAUGGGCAUAAAUUGCUUUUUUCCAGCACGCUCCUUUGGUUAGCAAAAUGGAUUUUUUCCUGCUUUCUUGAAGACAAA
This is a messenger RNA of Euleptes europaea (tarantolino), 2693 nucleotides long. RefSeq names its product microtubule associated protein 7 (gene MAP7). The transcript has 19 exons. Gene Ontology annotation, cellular component: microtubule cytoskeleton. Lineage: Eukaryota; Metazoa; Chordata; Lepidosauria; Squamata; Sphaerodactylidae. Gene Ontology annotation, biological process: microtubule cytoskeleton organization. The record is from RefSeq and is a predicted model, not a curated record. The coding region runs from base 24 to 2378 and encodes 784 amino acids.